CUUACUCCCCAACUGGCCUCAGUAGUCCUCUGGCAGACACUGUGGGAUCCCGGGAAGUAGACAGAUCUCACAAAUUGAUUUGGGCCAAAGGACGACCUGAUAAGAAGUGACAACAUGGCAAUAGCGGGCUGCACGAGAUGUAUUAAAUACAUGUUAUUCUUCUUUAAUUUUAUUUUCUGGCUGGCAGGAGGUGUGAUCCUAGGAGUGGCCCUGUGGUUACGCCAUGACAGUCAAACCAGCAACCUCCUCAUACUUCAGUUUGAAGGCCACCAGGCACCGGGCACCUUCUAUAUCAGUGUGUACAUACUGAUAGCCGUUGGAGCCGUGAUGAUGCUCGUGGGCUUCCUGGGAUGUUACGGUGCCAUUCAGGAGUCUCAGUGCCUGUUGGGGACGUUCUUCUUCUUUUUGGUGAUCCUCUUUGCCUGUGAAGUAGCCGCAGCAAUCUGGGGAUUCAUGAACAGGGACACUAUCUCCAAAGAGCUGAUCAAUUUCUACGACUCGGCGUACAUCAAGGCCGUGGACGUCUCAGGGACUCCCAGCAAAGAAGGAGCCAUCAAGGUGCUGGAAGUUUACCACGCCACGCUCGACUGCUGCGGCAAAGGAGACAACACCCCUCUCUUCCUACAAGUCGCCUCCACCUUGUGUCCUGGAAAGACUCCAGAUAAUUAUCAAAGCUGUCACAAGAAACUCACCGACUUGUUCUCUGAGAAGCUCUACCUGAUCGGCCUGGCCGCGCUGGUGGUGGCCGUCAUCAUGAUCUUCGAGAUGAUCUUCACCAUGGUGCUCUGCUGUGGGAUCCGUAACAGCCCGGGGGUGUACUAGGAGUCGAACGAGCGGAAACUGCCCGCAUCAGCACCGGUGCUGGAAUUAUUUUAUUUCAUGUUUUUCAAUGCCUCGUCGUCUUUACGCUUCCAGGACGAGGCGGGUGCUCCUGGAUUUAUUUUAGUUGAAGGAAAGACGACCUGUUUGUAAUAUUGCUAAUCUAUCGGCACUAAUCUUUAGGCAGUAAUUUAGCUUCUAGCAGCGAGAUGUUCUCCAUGUAUCAUACGACAUGUCACGUGAAUCUUUUAUACACACAUUAUGUCAUGAAAAGUCGUUCAGUAGUUCUAUUUUUAAGGUUGUAUAAAUUGUAAAUACACUUGUCACGUGUUGAUAACACUUAGAGGAGUCCCUGUAUUCCCUGACUGAUUGUUUGUGUUGCAUCUCGCUGCAGCGUGACAGAGUUGUUUAAAGGUUUCAGCUGUGAGAAAAUUCUUAAUAAUCAGGAGGAGUCUGCGAGGAAUUUUUUUACCUGACUGUGUGUCUCUUUGUGCCAGAUGAACCAUCUCAUGCUGUCUUACCUUUGUAAGUUUAUGAAUCACGCCUAAUUAAAAAAAUACAAAUAAAAAAAAUGUAUUCUCACACAACCUGUUUUAAGAAAGCGAAUAAAUGAUGCCACCUCCCUUGUA
Mugil cephalus (flathead mullet) is the source of this 1448-nucleotide messenger RNA. RefSeq names its product CD81 antigen-like. Lineage: Eukaryota; Metazoa; Chordata; Actinopteri; Mugiliformes; Mugilidae. Gene Ontology annotation, cellular component: membrane. The coding region runs from base 115 to 822 and encodes 235 amino acids. The transcript is spliced from 8 exons. The record is from RefSeq and is a predicted model, not a curated record.